UCGUCUUCGGUGACUCGGAGGAAAAAGUUCUUUGGGACUUUGAUAAACUGAUUAUUAGUUAGGGUUUAGACCACGAUGGGAACCUGCCGGUCGUCCUGGUUCGUUUAAAGUUUGGUUGUGUGUCCUCGAUGAUGGUUCGGUUAGCCUGCUGGACUUAAAGGAGGUCAAAGGUCAAUCCUCCAACAUGGCGGCAGCGUCAUAUGACCAGCUGUUGAGGCAGGUGGAAGUAUUAAAGAUGGAGAACUCCAACCUGCGACAGGAGCUGCAGGACAACUCCAAUCAUUUGACCAAGCUGGAGACUGAGGCCUCCAACAUGAAGGAGGUGCUGAAGCAGUUACAGGGCACCAUAGAAGAAGAGUCUGGAGAACCAUCUGGCUCUCAGCUGGAACUUAUUGAAAGGCUGAAAGAGAUGAGCCUGGACUCAGCAGGUUUUAAGAACAGAUCAAGGCCUCCCCUGCCCCCUUCAUCAUCAUCCAGCUUGACCUCCUCUUCUUCUGGAGGCUCUGGGACUCCGGGUCCACUAACCACAGCGGCCUUCCCCAGGAGAGGGCUGGCUUCUGCAGGCAGAGACAGCCACGACAGGUGUUUGGAAGAGCUGGAGAAGGAGAGGUCUCUCCUAUUGGCUGAGCUGGAGAAGGAAGAGAAAGAGAAAGACUGGUACUAUGCUCAGCUGCAGAACCUCACCAAGAGGAUUGACAGUUUGCCGCUCACUGAAAAUUUUACACUGCAGACGGAUAUGAGUCGACGGCAACUGGAGUUUGAGGCCCGUCAGAUCCGCUCAGCAAUGGAGGAACAGCUUGGUUCUUGUCAGGAGAUGGAGAGGAGAGCUCAGGUCCGUGUGUCUCGUAUUCAGCAGAUAGAAAAAGACAUCUUGAAGCUUGGAGCAAGACUACAGGUGGACAGAGGUCAGGGAUCAAGCGAUGGCAGUGGAUUGAUUGGUGCUCAGGCCCCUAGCAAUCGACUGGAUCACGAGCCACCCAAUGAAACAAACUACUCUGUGCCUCGACGAAUCACCAGCCACCUGGGAACUAAGGUGGAGAUGGUGUACAGCCUUUUGUCCAUGCUGGGGACCCACGACAAGGAUGAUAUGUCUCGGACGCUCCUCGCUAUGUCAAGCUCUCAGGACUCAUGUAUUGCAAUGCGUCAGUCUGGCUGUCUACCGCUACUCAUCCAGCUGUUGCAUGGCAAUGAUAAGGACUCUCUGUUGCUCGGUAACUCCCGUGGCAGUAAAGAAGCUCGUGCACGUGCCUCAGCAGCAUUACAUAAUAUUGUGCACAGUCAGCCUGAUGACAAGAGAGGGCGCCGUGAGAUUAGAGUACUCCACUUACUGGAACAGGUCCGCCAUUACUGCGAAGCUUGCUGGAGCUGGCAGGAGAACCACGAGAGGGACGUUGACCAGGAGGACAACCCAGUGCCAUCUCCAGUGGAGCAUCAGAUCUGUCCAGCCGUCUGCGUCCUUAUGAAGCUUUCUUUUGAUGAGGAACAUCGCCAUGCCAUGAAUGAACUUGGUGGUCUGCAGGCAGUGGCGGAGCUGCUGCAAGUUGACUGUGAGAUGUUGGGUCUGAGCAGUGAUCAUUACAGUGUGACGCUGCGGCGGUACGCCGGCAUGGCUCUCACAAACCUCACAUUUGGAGAUGUAGCCAACAAGGCCACACUGUGCUCUAUGAAGGGCUGCAUGAGAGCCAUGGUUGCUCAGCUGAAGUCUGAGAGUGAAGACCUGCAGCAGGUAAUAGCAAGUGUUUUGAGAAACCUUUCAUGGCGUGCUGAUGUCAACAGCAAGAAGACGCUGCGUGAGGUUGGCAGUGUGCGAGCGUUGAUGGGUUGUGCACUCGAAGUCCAGAAGGAGUCUACGCUGAAGUCUGUGCUGAGCGCACUUUGGAACCUAUCAGCUCACUGCACUGAAAACAAGGCAGACAUUUGUCAGGUGGAUGGUGCAUUAGCAUUUCUGGUGGGAACACUGACACAUCGCAGUCACACCAACACACUUGCCAUUAUCGAAAGCGGCGGUGGAAUCCUUCGAAAUGUCUCCAGCCUCAUCGCCACCAAUGAGGCACACAGGCAGAUCCUGCGUGAGCACAGCUGCCUGCCAACACUGCUGCAGCAUCUGAAGUCUCACAGUUUGACUAUCGUCUCCAACGCCUGUGGGACACUCUGGAAUUUGUCAGCACGUGACGCAAAAGACCAAGAGGCGUUAUGGGAGCUGGGGGCUGUUGGCAUGUUACGCAACCUCAUCCACUCCCGUCACAAAAUGAUUGCCAUGGGCAGUGCGGCUGCCUUGCGGAACCUGAUGGCCAACAGGCCAGCUCGCUAUAAGGAUGCUAGCGUUGUGUCACCAGGGGCUGGUGCUCCAUCAUUACAUGCUCGCAAGCAAAAGGCUCUGUUUGAAGAGCUCGAUGCACAGCAGCUUUCUGAGACUUUUGACAACAUUGACAAUCUCAGCCCCAAAGCUGCACACAGAAAGGGGCGUGGCUAUAAUGGUGUUGGAACAGGAGGGGGUGCAACACGUUCAUAUGCCAACACGCCGGUGCUGUCAAGCCCCAAAAAUGGAGAUUUAACAAAACGAACAAAUGAGGACAUGCCGUUUGCUCGGCCACUGUUUUCACCCAGCGUGCGAGCGUCUAGUGACAGCCUCAACAGUGUAACCAGUGCUGAUGGGUACGGGAAGCGUGGACAAACUAAACCGUCAUCAGAGCCAUUUUAUUCUUCGGAUGAAAGUGGUGCCAACAAGUGCUGUGUCUACAGGAAAUACCCAGCUGAUCUGGCACACAAAAUUCGCAGCGCUAACCACAUGGCAGAUGAUGAUGGCACAGAAAUUGAUACUCCAAUUAACUACAGCCUCAAAUAUUCAGAUGAGCAGCUGAAUUCUGGCAGACAGAGUCCGAACCACCGCGGUGGGAUUGAAAGUGACAAUGACGAACACGAAGUCCGAAUGAGGAGGAGAAAUGACAUGAGCGAUGCAGCAGCAAGUAGCAGCCGCAUGACAUCUGUGCCGCCACCACGCUAUAUUGUUGUCACAACACCGAGCUAUGUCAGCGAUUCAUCCACUGAGCAGCCCAUUGAUUACAGCCUGAAAUACGGUGCUUCUGACACUACUCACAUGCCACUUUAUAAGCCAGAAGAAGCCACUGCCCCCUCCCUCCCCCCUCCUCCUCCAGCCAACAAACUUCACCCACCAUCUAACACCACAAGUCGCGCAGUGCCAAAAAUCAACCAGGAAACACUGCAAACGUACUGUGUAGAGGACACGCCCAUCUGUUUCUCCCGCGGCAGCUCGCUUUCUUCACUUUCAUCGGAGGAGGAAGAGGAGAACGACGCCAUCAAAAGAAAGAAGAGAAGUGGUAGCGUCAUCAGUGGUGGUGGCACCAGCAGUGACUACCCAACACUUCCCGUCAGCGAGAAAGACUCACACGUGCAGCAACAGCGACAGCAGAAAGAAGCAGAGAGCCAAACAGCAGCAGCUGCCAUUCCAUCAACAAGGGGACGGCGAGGGCACCACCACCACCAUGGCCACAACAACCACCACCAUCACCAUCACAUGACUUCAUCUGGCACUAGGACUCCCAAAAGUCCACCAGAGCAGCCGUAUGCUCAGGAAACGCCACUGAUGUUCAGCCGGUGCACAUCUGUCAGCUCACUCGACAGCUUCUCCAGCCCAUCCAUUGUUAGCUCUGUGCGCUCCAGUGAGCCGUGCAGUGGUGUACCCAGCGGUGUGGUCAGCCCCAGCGACCUGCCUGACAGCCCAGGCCAGACUAUGCCUCCAAGCCGUGCCAAAACACCAACAUUACCCCCGGCAACACAGAAAACUGAAGAGAUUCAAAUAAAGAAGGAUGAGGAGAGCAGUACUGACAUCUUGUUGCACUUUGCUACAGAAAGUACACCACAUGGCUUUUCCCGAGCCUCCAGUCUGAGUGCACUCAGUAUGGAUGAACCCUACAUAGCAGCAGAGAUGAUGAAAGAAGAAGAGGAGGGAGGGAGUGAAGACAGGAGUGAGCAGCAGCAGUCUGUGGCUAAACCAGUGCUCGUUGAAUCCGAUGAUGAUGAUGACAUUGAGAUCCUGGAGGCAUGUAUUAAUUCUGCCAUGCCCAAGUCAACACGGAAACCAAAGAAACAACAGCAAACAACACAACGGAAACCCAGUCAACUUCCUGUCUAUAAGCUUCUCCCGCCACAAAACCGGACCCAGUCCCAUCAGAGGAAGGAUGUAGCACCACCUCCGGAAGAGGUUCCACAGGUAUACUGUGUGGAAGGGACACCACUCAACUUCUCUACCGCCACAUCACUUAGUGACCUCACCAUUGAUUCACCCCCUAAUGAGGAAGUAGCAGCCUCGACGCUGAUACCUUUAGCUUUGUCCACUUCAUGCCAGAGAAGACCAGCUGGGCUGCCUGAAGGUGAGAAUGGUGAUGACAUCCUGGCCGAGUGUAUUAGCUCUGCCAUGCCAAAAGCUAAGCCCAGGAUUCUGAGUCGGGUUGCAGCUAAUGAUGAGCACCUACAAGCUCCACCUCGUCCUCCUCCUCCUCUCAGUCAACAGCAGCAGAAGAAAAAGCCAACAUCGCCGGUCAAGCCGAUGCCUCAUGGGGCAGCAUAUGGCAUCCUCGCAGCCAAAGCAAAACCAGGGUUUGCCUUUGACUCCCCGCGUCACUACACACCUAUAGAGGGCACACCAUGUUGUUUCUCACGAAAUGACUCACUGAGCUCACUGGACUUUGAUGAAGAUGAUGGUGGUGAAAAGGAUGAAGAAAAGAAAAAAGAAGACGCAAGGAAGCGGAAGCAGCAAACAGCAGCUGUUGUUCCAAGAUCAAAAACAACACCAAAUUCAAUAGCAACAGAUGAGAAGCAGAAAUUUGCCAUUGAAGACACACCUGUAUGUUUCUCCCGUAACUCCUCCCUCAGCUCAUUGAGUGACAUUGACCAGGAAAACAACAACAAGGAGUUUGCACCACCACCUGAGCAAGAAGAUGUCAAUAAACCAAAAUCACCAUCUGCAGAGUCCAAGCCACACGUUCCUGUGGCCAGUGGCUACACUCCCAAAGCCUUCCAUGUGGAAGACACACCUGUGUGUUUCUCUAGAAACUCGUCUCUGAGUUCGCUGAGCAUCGAUUCGGAGGACGACCUGCUGCAGGAGUGCAUCAGCUCUGCCAUGCCCAAGAAGAAGAAGAAAGCUGCUGCUGUCCACACUUCACUUACUGUUCCGAAAUCCGAUGACGGCAUUCUAGCUGAAGAGGAGCCCUCUGAAGUCCCACGAAGCCCUGCCUCCCCUGAUUCAGAGACUUUUGAUUGGAAAGCCAUUCAAGAAGGUGCCAACUCCAUUGUCAGCAGUCUCAAUGCUGCUGCAGCUGCUGCUUCAUCUCUGUCACGCCAGCCUUCAUCAGACUCAGACUCAGUAUUGUCACUCAAGUCUGUGGGCUCCCCGUUCCGCCUGCCGGUAGGAAACAGCGACGCAGAAGAGAAGGAGGAAGAAGGUCAGGAGACAAUGGGGGUGAAACGUGGGGCGAGGAUUCUUAAGGCGGGAGAGCGUAGCACCCUAGAGGUCAAGAAAAAGGAAGAAGAGGAGGAUGAGACAAAAGCAGUGAGAGGUGGGAAGAAGGCAUAUAUUAGUCUUAUUACUGGGAAACCGAGAACAGAGUCAGCUGUGAGGGGGCGGAGCAAGCCCCGAGCAACAGCAGCAAGUAAUGCAAAAGCUCCCGGAAGCAACAGUGCUGCAGAGAAAGCAGGCACACCGUCACGGGACACAACGCCAUCUCGCUCAGCAACAGCAACCAAUCAGAAAGGAGGGAAGUUGUCUCAGCUACCACGGACGGCAUCUCCAGGAAGUGCUGCUGUUUCUUCUGCCUCCAAGAUAAAGCAAGGGGGGGCGGCGAGGAGUAACGGUGCCAUCCUCAGGAGUGAGUCUGCCUCGAGGUUGAGCAGCUCUGUGGCAGCUAAAAAGCAGAAGGCGGAGCCAGAGAAGCCAGCGCUCGUCCGUCAAUCAACGUUCAUUAAGGACGCACCAAGUCCAACGCUGAAAAGAAAGCUGGAGGAAUCUGCAUCUGCUGCUUCAGCAGCUGCGCUGGACUCGCCGUCCAGUCCAGAUACACCGCUGCCAGCUGUGACAAAGAAGCAAGACAGUAGCCGCUCCCACUCUGAAAGCCCCUCACGUCCACAUGAGGCGGCAGCAUCAAGGUUCAGUCGCACAGGCACGUGGAAGCGGGAACAUGGUACGAGCGGUGCAGGAAACAGUGGGAAACACUCAACAUCACUGCCAAGAGUUGGAACGUGGAAACGGACAGGAAGCUCGUCUUCAGUGUUAUCUGCAUCAUCGGAGUCCAGUGAGAAGGGGCGAAGCGAGGAGGAGUCAGCUGUGAGAGCAAAAGGAACAUGGAGGAAGGUUAAAAGCAACACCAGCGAUACAUCGGCUGAACACAGUCUUUCUGACAAAUCAGAAGACGUGUGGGUGCGGCUUGAAGAUUGUCCAGUUAACAACCCGCGUUCCUCAUCAGCAUGCUCUUCUUCAGCUGCAGCUCACUCGCCAACCGCCAUCCCCCCAGUGAUCGAUUCGAGCAAGCUCCCCUCCUGUUCGUCUUCCUCAUCAAAUCUCAAUCUGCAACGAAGCUGUGAGAGCCUCAGUGACAAACCACUACCGCAUUCUGAGCGCCAGCCACAGCAGCGAGCUCAGCAGCGCAGUGGUGCUGUGGCGGCUCGAGUCAGCCCAUUUAAUUACACACCCAGCCCGAGGAAAAGCAGCACUGAUGGAACCGCCACAUCGUCAACACCUGCAGCAAGGCCAUCUCUCAUCCCAACACCAGUCACCAAAAAGCGGGAGCCCAAAAGUGAUGAAGGCAGUAAUGGUGGUGGUGGGGAACGCGGAUCUUAUAUCGUCACAUCAGUCUGAAAAGGAAAUGACUUGGACGCUUUGUAAAUAGAUAGCAAAAUGUUCUGUACAGGUUGUAUGUAUUUAAAUGAAAGCCCCGCCCUCUCUGUCCCAUUUGCCCGUCGUCAGUUGGGAUAGGCGUUUAGCUCUGUCCAGCUUGUGCCUGUUUCCCUGCAUGGUCCCGCCUCCUGCUAUAAUAAUGACAGUAACUGUGGUGACAUGAUGGUAACAAUGUUUCUGGUAGCUGUAGUGACUGAGCUGUUUUUGUUUUAUGUUUUUCUUACUGACGAGCAUAUUUUAAUUAAAAUUAAGAUCCAUUUUUAU
Thalassophryne amazonica is the source of this 7174-nucleotide messenger RNA. It is a transcript of the gene apc, whose product is annotated as APC regulator of WNT signaling pathway. The transcript has 17 exons. The record is from RefSeq and is a predicted model, not a curated record. NCBI's taxonomy places the organism in Eukaryota, Metazoa, Chordata, Actinopteri, Batrachoidiformes, Batrachoididae. Gene Ontology annotation, biological process: nervous system development; negative regulation of microtubule depolymerization; pattern specification process. Bases 185 to 6871 code for a protein of 2228 amino acids. Gene Ontology annotation, cellular component: catenin complex; beta-catenin destruction complex; cytoplasmic microtubule. Gene Ontology annotation, molecular function: beta-catenin binding; microtubule binding; gamma-catenin binding.